AUGGCUACCAUGAAAGCAAUUAUCAUUACCCAACCCCAGACCGAGGGCUUGGUCACCGAUCGACCCCUCCCCAAGCUUCGCGAUGACUAUCUGCUUGUCAAGACCGUCAGUGUGGGCUUGAACCCCACAGACUGGAAGCAUAUCGCCUACCUCUCCCCUCCCGGUGUCCUUGUUGGUUGCGACUACUCAGGCAUUGUCGAGGAGGUCGGCAAAGAUGUCAAAAAGAAGUUCAAGAAAGGUGACCGAGUAUGCGGCUUUGUUCACGGUGCCAAUGCCGUUCAGCCCGAAGAUGGCGCAUUCGCCGAGUACAUCGUCGCCAAGGGCGACCUGCAAUGGAAGAUCCCCGAGCACAUGAGCUUCCAAGAGGCCGCCACCCUCGGCGUGGGCCUCAACACAGUCACCCAGGGUCUGUACCAGAGUUUGAAGCUUGCACCACCCACCAAGCCGAUCAAGGAUGCGACUCCCAUCCUAAUCUACGGCGGCUCAACCGCGACCGGUACCCUGGCCAUUCAAUUUGCCAAGCUAUCGGGCUACAAGGUCCUGACCACUUGCUCCCCUCGCAACUUCGAUUUGGUUCGCAGUCUUGGCGCCGACGAGGUCUACGACUACAAUGACGCCGAAGCCCCUGCCUCGAUCCGCAAGUCCACUGAUAACAAGCUGAGGCUGGUGUUCGACUGCAUUUCGCUCGAGUCUAGCGCUGCGUUCUGCGACAACGCUAUCUCCACAGAUGGCGGCGAAUAUAGCGCCCUGUUGUCCGUCAACAUCGCCCGUGAGAAUGUCAACGACCGGUUUACCAUCGCCUAUACUGCAAUGGGUGAGGCCUUUAACUUCGGCGAUACUCCCUGGCCCGCUAAGCCGGAAGACAAAGCCUUCAAUGAGAAUUUCUCUGCCACCGUUAUCGAUGAUCUACUCACUCAAGGAAAGAUCAAGGUUCACCCCUUGAAGGUCGGCCAGGAUGGAUUUAAGGGCGUCAUCGAGGGUCUGAAGCUGCUCAAGGAAAACAAGGUCAGCGGCGAGAAGUUGGUCUACAAUGUUUCUGAGACUCCAUGA
This is a messenger RNA of Penicillium bovifimosum, 1050 nucleotides long. RefSeq names its product zinc-binding alcohol dehydrogenase family protein. Bases 1 to 1050 code for a protein of 349 amino acids. The record is from RefSeq and is a predicted model, not a curated record. NCBI's taxonomy places the organism in Eukaryota, Fungi, Ascomycota, Eurotiomycetes, Eurotiales, Aspergillaceae. Gene Ontology annotation, molecular function: oxidoreductase activity, acting on NAD(P)H. The transcript has a single exon.